Ostertagia ostertagi is the source of this 372-nucleotide messenger RNA. The record is from the annotation of a GenBank genome assembly. Lineage: Eukaryota; Metazoa; Nematoda; Chromadorea; Rhabditida; Trichostrongylidae.
AUGUUCCAGCUGACUCCCGGCAUCCGAGAACUGGUCGCGUCGUUACACAAACGUGGCACGGACGUGUUUCUUGUCUCCGGAGGUUUCCGACGGCUCAUCCUGCCAGUGGCUGACAUCCUAGGCAUUGACAGGAAACGGAUAUAUGCGAACGAGAUUCUGUUCGACAUGAAUAAGAACUAUGCCGGUUUCGAUGAGAAUGAGCCGACAAGCGAUUCGGGAAGCAAGGAUGUAAGUUCGGUUGGUAAACCAGCGGUCAUGGGUCUGUUGAAGAAGCAGGGCUACAAACAACUGGUUAUGAUUAGAGAAGCUGUGCGAAGUCGAGCUGACUGGUAUGUGACCGACUUUGAGGUUUUACGUAAAGCCUUAGAAUGA